GACACGGGCACCGCUUGAUUUCGCCUCUCCGGCCGGUUCGCGUGUCGUCACCUCGGCAAACUUCGUGCACCGUCGUCGUCCAGCGACUCGCUCCGUCGCGUCCGUCCGCCGAUCCGCAUUUCGUCCGGGCCGGCCGCCGUGUCCGUUCUUCUUCUUCUUCUUCUUCUUCUUCAGCGUCCGUCUCGACUCGCUCGCGUCGUUCCGCGUUCGCUUCGGCGUGUUUGUUUUUCUUUUCCGUUGGGAAGCGUAUACCCGUCGGCCGUUUUAUCGUGUACGGUUUCGCGCCUGCGCGUCCGUCCGCGUGUAUCGAUUGCCAUUUGUCGGUCUGGUUGCGAGCCAGAUAUCACACGCCGCUCGUCGUCGUUAACAAUUUAUUAUUAUUAUUAUUAUUAUUAUUAUUAUUAUUGCCGUCGCUGUUGAUAAUAAUAAAAUAUUAAAAAGAUAGUGUAAUAAUUUAAAUAUUAUAUUUUUUACUGUGCGUGUGUCCGUACGGCCCAUCGACUCUUCCGGCGGAGUUUUUCGUUGUUUGCUUAAUUGGUAUUACGUAUUAUCAUCGCCGUUAUGUCUGUCGAGUGUGCGUGAACAUCUGCACGACCACACGAGACCCGACUGAAAAACUGAAUAAACAUUACGACAGAGAAGGACUUUUCAAAGUUAUAAGUAAAUGGUCCAUACAAGAGCGUGUACGAUGGAUCCAGAAAAAAUGAAGAAAAAUCAGAAUAAAAAUCCAAAUAGAAGUAGAGCAAAGAACUCUGGAAAUGAAAAAUCAAAAAUGAAACCUGACAGUAAGUCGUCCUCUAAUUGUUCAAAUCCAGAGAGUGAAGAUGAUGAUCAAAAUAUACCUACAACAGCAUCAAAUCCAUCAGAAUUGGCUGGGUCAUCAAUAAAAGUAACUUUAAAGAAAACAAGGUCAUGUAGCAGUAGUUCUUCUAGGGAAUCCACCCAAUCGUUUGAAGUUGUAAGAAGACUUCCACCUACAGCUGAAAGUGUUUCUGGUGAAGAAGAUUGUGAAAAUCCAAAGGACUCUGAUCCGAAAAAAUCUACUGACAAAUUACCUUCUGUUGAUGAAGGUGAAAAUGAAAAAGAAUCUGAAGGAGAAUCUCAAAAUGCUAAUAGUUCUGACGACAGUGAUGUAGAAAUAUUAUCUGAUGAUUCUCAAGAAUCAUUUACUGAAAGACCAAGUCCAGCUGUUUCAGUUAAAUCUGAGGAGAAAAAUGUAUCUAUUAAUACAGUAAUAGAUUUAAAAACUGAAGAUUUACCUCAAAAUUCUACAGUGGUUAAGAAAGAAGAAUGUAAAGUGCGCCUUAAAACAUUGAAAGAAGAACUCUUAAAAGAAUCAGACCUGGAAGGUGAUAUAGUUGUCUUGAAAGAUGAUGAUGAAAAUGAUAAUAAUCAACCACAAAAUGGCGUUGAAAAGAAAGAAAUAAAAGAGCAAGUCAAAGAGCAAGUUAAAGAGCAAAAAGUUAAAAUUAAUGUCCGUUCUUUUGAUGAUUUAGUAGAUCCCCGUACUGCGAUUUUAAUUAAUAUGCCACCACCUGGACAACAAAUAGAUAGAGCACCAAAUUAUUUAACUCAAAAUGGUGGGUCUUUUCCACCACCAUAUUUGUCAUGUGAUGUUUGUGGAGUACAAUAUGAUUCUCCAGAGUUAUUAAAUGAUCAUAAAGUAACCAUGAAACAUUUCAAAUGUUCUUUCAAGGAAUGUGAACAUUUAGUAGUAUCGAGUCAACAAGAAUUUCUAGAUCACCAGCGUUUGGCUCACAAUAUCAUGCCAUCACCAGUUCAGCAAUUAGCACAUCAAGUCCAACGUUUACCAGCAAUGGGUUUUGAUCAACAAUUGCAGUCUGGUGUUCCACCAUUACCUGAGAACCUAACUCCUAGUAUGUAUACACAAUCAUUAAGGAUGCCAAAUCAGCCAGUUUCUAUGCAACGUGCAAUGCGUCCAAUGAUGAGGCCUGCCAUGCCACAUAUGAUGUCUUCUCCAAGAGGGCGUAAUGUACAAAGAGGAUCAACUAUGAGAGGAAGAACGCCUUCUUUAAAUUCAACUCCAAGAGGUAGUUCUUUAAAAAGACCAUUAACUACUCCUAGGAGAGGAGCUCCUCCUAUGAAACGUACAAGUUUAGAUAGAAAUUCCUAUACAACUACUUUGAACAAGACUCCUCCGAUUGUUAAAUCUAUAGCAGAAUCUUUAACUAAAUCUGUAACCAAAAAUUCAGCUUCUCCUGCUUCACAGCAAGAUGUUGUUAAUUUAUUUUCUAAACGAGGGCUCACUAUUAGCACGGUGGAUAAUGGAAACAACUCAACUAUUCCUGCUGGACUUAGCUUGAACUCUGCUGUUUCUAUUAUACCUACAUCACCUCAUAAGGUAUCUAGCAAUGUACCUAAUAAGAUAUCUAGCAAUGCACCUAAUAGUGUAUCUAAUACAGUAUCUAAAAAUGUACCACGUAAAAUAAUAAGUCAGAGUAUGGAUACUGUUGAUUUAACUGGUCCAGAUAAACCAAAAAAGUAUUAUCCUUGUGAAGUAUGUUCAAAAACAUAUACAAGUUCUGAAAAAAUGUAUGAACAUUUAGCUAUUGCACAUAAAUCAGUUUCAUUUCCAUAUAAAUGUAACUUGUGUCAGUUUGCUUCUCAAACUAUUGAGGCAUUAAAUCGGCAUAAAUUAAGUCACAAAUCAGAAACCAAUAACAUGUCAAUGGUGAUCCCUAUUGUAGACUUAAGUAAAUCCAAUACUCUUUUCAGAAUGAGGCAAAUGGGUAUCACCAAUUACAUACCGAUUGCCCAACUAGAUAAUCAAGGUGGUCAAUUUGGUGUGCCAAUCAUGACUUCUAAUAAUAAGACCGCCCAAGAAGGAUUGAAUUUUACUAGCUAUUUCAAUUUUGGAAGUUUACGAAAUAUACCAUGAAUAUUAGACAAAGACUGUUUUUAAAUAACAUCCAUUUUAGUUGUAACUUCUGCAUUUUCCUCAAUAAUAGCAGUUUUACACAUUUUAUUAUAAAUUCAUUAUGUAUCAAUAUAUUUUACUUUAAUUUGGUACAGUUCAAAACAUUAAUUUUGAUUAAGUUAUUUUUUUAAAAACAAAAUAGUUUCAGUUUUUCAAGUAGUAUUUUUUUAUGAUUUAAUUUGUUACUCAUUUUAUUAUUAUUAUUUUUUAUGUUUCAUCAAACUAAGCCAAAUUACAAAUUCUAAUUUUGGCAAACUGUCUUGUAUAGAUAAACGACUACU
Molecule: messenger RNA, 3219 nt
Organism: Rhopalosiphum maidis (corn leaf aphid)
Lineage: Eukaryota; Metazoa; Arthropoda; Insecta; Hemiptera; Aphididae
Exons: 11
Coding region: 665-2899 (744 amino acids)
Biological process (GO): regulation of transcription by RNA polymerase II
Cellular component (GO): nucleus
Molecular function (GO): DNA-binding transcription factor activity, RNA polymerase II-specific; RNA polymerase II transcription regulatory region sequence-specific DNA binding
Source: RefSeq, a predicted model, not a curated record